AUGAGUCUUUUGAAUGGGUCUUUAGACGGAGCGGGCUCUUUACUGGCUCAGAAGCUCCAGGACUCAUCUCUUUCAGCGCGUUUCCCCGUGCUGGAGGAGGUAAGUGCCAUAUUGGAAACUAAAAAACAAGACACUGAAUUGAGUAAGGAUACAGCCAAAGAGGUGUUGUUAGGCCUGUCAAAUAGCUUCAUGUACAUUCGUGAUGAAAAAUCGAUGGUUUUGGUAGUUUCAGUGUUCGAAAAACUAUUUGAUCGUGCGCCGGAGCUGCUCGGAACGUUGCUCACGUCAAUUCACGGCACUGUGGCCAAAUCGCCAGGCUCUCGUGCAGCGGUAGACUACCUCAAUCUGUUGGAGUGGAUCAAUGCAUUGAUCAAGUUUUGCGCUAGCCGCGGCGGCCAGUUUGAAGCUGAAACCGUAGAGUUACUCCAAUUGCUUUGCUUUACCGCCCAUAACAUCGAAUCUGCUACAGAUAGCCAAGAGCACGUUAAGAGCUCAAAAACAAAACAGAACCAGCACCGUAGGAGAAUACGCUAUAGCGUACUGCAAUCGAUAACCAAGACUUUUGUCUACGGGCUGAAAAUCAGCUCCUGCUUCUCAGUCGAGCUUGUCGCUAACAGCACGCUUCAACAAGCCGCAUCCGUCAAGCUACCACCAGCUGGUAUGGUAAUUGUCAUGGGCGCACUUACGAAAGCUGCGUCACAACUCUCAUCUUCGCAGCCAAUCCACCUUGCUGCCUUGGCAAACCAAUUCGUUGUCCCCUUUUGCGAGUAUAUGGGUAAAGACGUACUAUUGACUAAGGAGCCUCCCUCACCUUUUUGCAUCGAAAUGUUCUAUACACCUUUUGCUGAAGAAUUUUUGUCCACUGAGCUUUUCAAAUCGUACCUCCAGCCCAAUUUGGAAAAAUGUAUUUUGAGGUCGUCAGACUUAGGAUUCCCUCUAGCCGGCGAACUUUAUCUCAGCAUCGAUCCACACAAAGUGGACCUUAUUUCAAUUUUUGUAGGCUCAAAACUUAUGAGCCAGUUUUUUGCCUCACUCAAGAGUAACAAAGAAUCUGUUAGACAUGCAGCCUUGCAUUCGGUAAUGGACCUCUUGCGAUCCGUUCCCAAAUCACCUUCGUCAGCAGAAAAUCUACAGAAAUUCAUUGCGGAGGUGUUCAAAAAUUUAAAGUCUAAUUUGAACACUGAUUACAAAGUUAUGAUAUCGCGCUUGUUACAUGCCACGCCCUCCGUUUCGGAAGGUGUUUCGUGUGACAUAAUUUGUGGAUUGUCUCCAUAUUUGUCGAAGGAAGCUAAUGAAACUGCCCUGGCACCGAUGCUAAAGGCCUAUUUCAACCAUUUUUCGAAACUAGGCACGCCUUCAGAGUCGAUCUUGGCUCUCAUCAAGUCAGGACUUAAUGAUAAAAAACAGCAAGUUAGGAAGUUAUGGAUCUCCUCUCUUCUAGAAGUGGUUGAUGAAAAGUCUGUUACCGCCUUAUAUGAUUUCUCGAAAGAAAUCAUAGAAUUUAUACAUGACGUCCUCUCUUCACCAUUCAAAUACUCCCCAAACAAUGUUUUAGGUUGUUUUGUUUGUGUUGAUCGUCUUUCCUGCAUGGGGGGCAACGAAUUAGCCACCGAGGUUUUGUCGUUGUUAAUUGAAAUUAAUCAAACUUCGCACUCCGUGGGCUAUGCUUGGUUGGUAGCGACGACUUCGAGCGAAUUGGAUGCUGAUGAAAGAUCUCUUGGAAUAAAAUUGUUAUCUAACGCGUAUCAAAGAAACCCCACGAUGGUAGGAUUGGCUAUUGUCAAAGCGCUGGAGGAAGAAACAAAAGGAGGAUUUUCCUCUGGGCGGGGUGGUAUGACACUCCGUUAUUCUACUCCGCUAUUUACAACUUUGGGACAAAAGGGGAGUGACCAAAGUGCUAUCAGUAAGGUACUCAUUGAGCUGCUGGUAGUUUCUCAAUAUCCUAAGUUAAAAUUGAAAAACAGUUGGGCAGGUUUAGUCUUACAGGCCAAACUUGACCCCGAAGCGUUGAUUGCACAAUAUGCCGAUGAUGUGAUCCAAAAAUUCAAGUCUCUGACUACUAAGCAAGAUACUGCAUCUUCGCCUUUGGGUGAUGCAGCUGUAAAGUCAGUAUCUUACGCCGCCUUUAUAAACUUUUCGGUCAUGGCUCCACUUAUUGUAAAUGUGAUAGAAGGCGAUUUGAAUGCUGCAAGGUUAACAGCAAUCGACGAAUUACAAUUGAGUAUUUACAAAGGUAAUGAGGGAGAGCUCGUGGUGGACGUCUUAGAAAACAAGAAGAAAUCUUCUGACAACAAAAAUACGAAAGACUAUGAAACUUUGAAGUGGGAAGAAGACAUAAGAAAGAAACAAGCGAAAAAAAACGUUGGCGCCAAAAAAUACUCAAAAGAAGAAAAGGAAUUAGUUGACGCCCAGUUAUCCAAAGAAUCAAGCAUCAGAGAGAGCACAAUUGCUAUUGUAGGAGAAAUCACGCGUAGUUGUGAGUUGAUACAACACUUGAGCAAUGAUGCAUGCUUGUUUGAUAAUGGGGCCAAUACUUGGUUCCCCGUUGCUGUUGCCAGUCUGCUGAAUGCCUUACAGCAAGAUGUGAUUUCAAUACUAUUACCGCGGCAAGGUGUUGAAACAUUUCUGAAAUUAUCUGAAGUUAUUUCCGAUAGGCUGAAGCCCGUCAGAAACUCCUUAGCCCUUGCAACUCUCCGUGCCUAUAACGUGCAGGGAAUGCCCGAAAAUCUGACUGAAGAGCCUUUGCUUGAAUUAAUAUCGAGAGUUUUGUUCCGGAUAAAAUUUGUAUCGAACAAGAAGAAGUUCGAAUCGCUAACCUUGACAUUCCUUUUACCUUUGAUCACAAAAGUGUUGGAGGACGGUAAGGCCAUCUCUUUAAAAAAUUCAAACAAGCCCAUGGUCAAAAGUGAGUUCGUUGAGGAGGACCAAGAAGAAGAACAUCUUUUACUCGCAAUUGAGAUUAUAGGUAGUCAUGCCGAAUCCUUCGCUGAUCCUGCCAUCCCCAGACAAAACAUUUUGGAGGUCUUGCUCUCUUUGCUUUCCGUGGCGUCAAAAGCAAGAUCUGCAAAAGAAUGUUUUCUGGCUCUUUGCCAAAACAUUUCAUUGUCUCCAACUGAACCAGAUUUAAACCUCAUUCUUGGCAGCUUAAUGUCAGCCAACCAGUUUGUCAGAGCAACUAUAUUGGAGGCUAUAGACGAUGAGUUCGAUCUAAGUCCUUACAUGACCUAUUCAUCUGAAAUCUUCAUUUUGAUGCAGGACGCUAGCGAAUCUAAUAGGGAAACUGCGGCUUUCAUUUGGCAACUCAACAAGUUUGAAGUUACGGGUGAGCUCAUGACAGACUUGAUCAGCUUUUUUGCUCAAAAGGAUAGUGGCUUGCGUCUGUUUGUUGCUAAGGCAUAUGCCACUGCCUUGCAGGUCUUGACUACUCAAUCAGAACAGCUGUUUGGUAGGUAUCUAGAGGAGCUAACCAACUUUUAUUCCUUGAAAGCUCGUAGUCCGGAACCAAUUAUUGACGAGUAUGGUUUAGUCAUCGUGUCAUCCGAGGCUCAGAAGGAUUGUUGGGAAGAAAGAAGUACAACUGCGAUUGCUUUUAAAGAAUGUACGCAAGUGUUUCCUAGCGAGAGUGACUAUCCAGUCGAAUUCGUCAAAUUCCUGGUAAAUAGCGGAGCUUUGGGCGAUCGUGAAGCUUUAGUCAGACAAGAGAUGAAAGAGGCGGGUAUAGAAGUCAUUGCCCAUCAUGGAUCGCGCAAUGUCGAGAAUUUAAUACCUGUGUUUGAAGAAGUGUUGGCUAUCAAUCAAGAUAAUUCAACGAAGGAAAAUGUCAUCAUUUUGUAUGGUACUUUAGCAAGAUAUUUGUCUGCGGAAGACGCUAGGGUUAUCACCAUUGUUGAACGCCUGCUUGACUCGCUCGAGACGCCUUCAGAAGAAGUGCAACAAGCAGUUUCAAUCUGUAUCUCACCUUUGGUUGGUCUUUUGGGUUCCAAAAUUGAGAGUUACUUGAGAAAUAUGAUGCAAAAACUGUUGGACCCUAGAGCAAAGUUUCAUUCGAGACGUGGUGCCGCUUGGGGCUUGGCUGGUUUGGUUCAAGGGUUUGGAAUCAGAGCAUUUGCCCAGUUUGACAUUAUUCGCGACCUUAUUGACGCCUCUGAAGACAAAAGAGAGCCGUUGAAGCGAGAAUCGGUUGCUUUUGCUUUUGAAUGUCUUUCCAAAGCUCUAGGAAAGUUUUUUGAGCCUUACGUUAUUGAAGUUCUGCCAAAUAUCUUGAAGAACUUGGGAGACUCGGUUCCUGAGGUAAGGAAUGCCACUGCGAAUGCAACUAAAGCUAUAAUGGCUAAUACUACUGGAUUUGGUGUAAAGAAGCUAAUUCCUGUUGCCGUUAAUAAUUUAGAAGACAUCGCGUGGAGAACAAAGAGAGGUUCCGUAGAGCUACUGGGUAACAUGGCGUACUUAGAUCCUACUCAGCUGUCUGCUUCGCUUUCCACUAUCGUUCCUGAAAUUGUUGCUGUUUUAAACGAUUCUCACAAAGAGGUUCGUAAAGCUGCCGACCAGUCCUUGAAUAGGUUUGGAGAGGUUAUUAGAAAUCCAGAAAUCCAGAAGCUUGUCCCAACUCUUAUCAAAGCUAUUGGUGAUCCAACAAAGUACACUGAGGAGGCCCUGGACGCAUUGAUCCAGACUCAGUUUGUACAUUAUAUUGACGGGCCUUCCUUGGCACUCAUUAUUCAUGUUAUACAUAGAGGUAUGCGUGAGAGAUCUGCCAACACUAAGAGAAAAGCAUGUAAAAUUGUCGGAAAUAUGGCAAUUCUUGUGGAUGCAAAUGACCUUGUGCCGUACUUACAACAAUUGGUUGACGAGGUCGAAACUGCAAUGGUUGACCCAGUCCCUAGUACAAGAGCAACUGCAGCACGGGCUCUUGGUGCUUUAGUCGAGAGGUUAGGCGAGGAGCAAUUCCCACAUCUAAUACCUCGUCUAAUUGCAACAUUAAGUGAUGAUAGUAAGGCUGGUGAUCGUCUGGGCUCGGCUCAAGCACUUUCAGAAGUUAUCAGUGGUAUUGGGCAGUCAAAGCUGGAUGAGUUACUCCCCAGUAUCAUGGCUGGUGUGACCCAUUACAAAUCAUUUGUAAGAGAGGGUUUUAUGCCGUUGCUACUUUUCCUGCCAGUCUGCUUUGGUGCACAAUUUGCUCCUUACAUUAGUCAAAUAAUUCAGCCCAUUCUAGCAGGUUUGGCGGAUCCUGAUGAAAACAUCUCAGAUACAGCCUUAAAAGCAGGCAAGCUCAUUGUAAAGAACUACGCGACGAAAGCAAUCGAUUUGUUACUUCCAGAAUUAGAACUUGGAAUGUUUGAUGAAAAUGAAAGAAUUAGACUCUCUUCUGUGCAAUUGACGAGCGACCUGCUGUUCCAAGUAACAGGAAUUUCGUCUAAAAAUGAGUUUGAUGACGAGGAGACCGACGUCAAUCAUGAGGUUUCUAAGCAGAUGCUUGAAGUUUUGGGCCAAGAACGCCGUGAUAGAAUUCUCUCUUCACUAUUCGUUUGCAGAUCAGACACGUCUGGUGUCGUUCGUGCUACUACUGUGGACGUUUGGAAGGCAAUUGUUCCAAACACGCCACGUACAGUAAAGGAAAUUUUACCUACUCUGACAAGUAUUAUUGUUGUUCAUUUGGCGUCAUCUUCUGCAACACUGCGUCAUAUUGCAGCUCAAACUUUAGGUGAUUUGGUUAGACGUGUGGGUAGCAACGCCUUGUCACAAUUACUACCAACGUUGGAGGCCUCGCUGAUCGAGGCUCGUGGAUCAGAUUCCAAACAGGGGGUCUGUAUUGCUUUAAGGGAAUUGAUACAAUCAUCUUCUCCCGAAUCAUUGGUCGAAUAUCAAGAUAUCAUUGUCAAUAUCAUUCGCAGUACACUUGUUGACGACGACGUUGUUGUUAGAGAGUCUGCAGCUAUGUCUUUUGACGCUUUCCAAGAAGUAUUCGGCAAGACUGCUGUUGACGAGGUUUUGCCUCAUCUGCUCAAUAUGUUGAACUCUUCUGAUGGCUCAGAAUAUGCUCUCUUGGCUUUACAAGAGAUUAUGUCCACGAAGUCAGAAGUAAUAUUCCCAAUUCUUAUCCCGACACUGUUAUCGCCUCCUAUUGAUGAGUUUAGAGCUCGUGCCCUUGGAUCACUGGCACAGGUCGCCGGUUCUGCACUUUACAAGCGUUUGUCCGUAAUUAUAAAUGCUCUUGUGAAUACCAUGGCGGGAACUGUUAGAGAUGAGCAAACUAGAGUCGCUCUAGGCGCUGCCUUGGAACAGGUAUUCUGCUCUGUGGUUGACGAUGAAGGUAUGCAUCCAUUGAUGCAACAAAUUUUGAGCUUGAUGAAAGAUGAGAAUAAAGAAAAGCGUGUCGUAAUUUUACAGCGCUUAGCGAAUUUCUUCGAAGAAACAACGCUCAAAUUUGACAUCUACACUCCCGAAAUUGUUUCACAAUCCAUUUCCUCAUUUGACGAUGAAGAUCCUCGUGUUUUGCAGAGUGUUUUCGACGAACUACUUGUGUUGAUCAAAAAGCAAGAUAAGCCAAUGCUGGAUAAACUGGUAAAGCCGUCCAGACAAGCUUUGCAGCAGUUAGGGAAAGAUGACAAGGAACUUGGCGUUUUCGCAUUAACAAAGGGGCCCAGUUGUAUCUUACCUGUAUUCUUACAUGGUCUCAUGUACGGCUCCAACGAAGAUCGUGAAACUUCUGCUAUGGCUAUUGCAGAUAUCGUCAAGAGAACCCCAGCAACAAAUCUCAAGUCUUUUGUCACCAUCAUUACGGGUCCAUUAAUUCGUGUUGUCGGUGAGAGGUUUUCAAGCGAUGUUAAGGCAGCCAUUCUGUACGCAUUGAAUACCUUAUUUGCCAAGAUUCCUCAGUUCUUAAGACCAUUCAUCCCUCAACUACAGAGAACAUUCGUGAAAUCAUUGUCUGAUCCUUCCCAUGAAAUUUUGCGUUCGCGUGCUGCUAGGGCCCUAGGAUCUCUUAUCGAAUUUCAACCUAGGGUAGACCCGUUGGUUGUUGAGCUGGUUUCUGGCGCCAAACAGGCCACUGACGACGGUGUAAAGACAGCGAUGGUAAAAGCGUUACUUGAAAUUGUUUCAAAAGCUGGAUCGAAGCUGAGUGAAAGCUCCAAGAGUACCAUUGUCAACUUGGUGGAGGAGCAAAUUUUAACAGUGGAUGAUAAAUUAGCUACGGCGUACGCUAAAUUGAUCGGAUCGCUAUCCGGAAUCAUGACCAAGGACGAGGCAGCUUCGAUUUUGAAAGACAAAGUUCUCGAAGUUGAUAUUGGAGGCGAAGCAGGCCGCUUCGCUAUCUUGACCUUAAAUUCAUUUUUGAGAGACGCGCCUGCGCACAUUCUGCAGUCUGAAUUUACAUCGGAUUUCGUCAGUUAUCUGAUAGAUGCGGCCACUUCUAAACUUCCUUAUAUUUCCGACAAUGCUUUAACAGCGAUCGGUAAGCUAUUACUUCUGGUGGGUGAGAGUAAAUCACCAUUUUCUGGUAGAGAGUCAGAGAGCUCAUUUUCUGGUAGAGAGUCAGAGAGCUCAUUUUCAUUAGCCGAAGAGGAUAUUGGAGCACUCGUCAAGGUUCUUUGUCAGAAUAUGCUCCGUCCUGCGAGUAAUUCACUCGACUCUAGAAGAAUGUCUCUAGUUGUUGUGAGAACAGUGGCAAGAUUCAAAUUUCAGAGCUGCAUCAGACCCUUUUAUGAUCAAUUGGGUCCGUCGAUUUUCUCUUGCCUGCGUGAUGUUAUCAUUCCCGUUAAGUUAGCAGCCGAAAAAGCUUAUUUGGCAGUUUUCAGACUAGUCGAAGAACGGGACAUGGAGACGUUUGAGAGUUGGUUCUCUCAGUUGUCGGGUUCUGUUGUGGAAGACAGCUUAGGAAAUUCAAUUCCUCUCAGAUCGAUCGGAGACUACACAAGGCGUGUAGGCAAAAGAUUGGCAGGCGUAGAAAGAGACAGAAUAGCAGCUGGCGGUGACCCAGAAACAGUCUUUUCUGACAGGUUUGAGGAUGAAUCUGAAAUUUGGGCAGUUGGGGGUGUUGAGCUGGUGAAAGACGCCUGA
Molecule: messenger RNA, 8058 nt
Organism: Lachancea nothofagi CBS 11611
Lineage: Eukaryota; Fungi; Ascomycota; Saccharomycetes; Saccharomycetales; Saccharomycetaceae
Source: the annotation of a GenBank genome assembly